Ahaetulla prasina is the source of this 21494-nucleotide messenger RNA. RefSeq names its product INO80 complex subunit D (gene INO80D). Bases 8501 to 11590 code for a protein of 1029 amino acids. Lineage: Eukaryota; Metazoa; Chordata; Lepidosauria; Squamata; Colubridae. Gene Ontology annotation, cellular component: nucleus. The transcript is spliced from 11 exons. The record is from RefSeq and is a predicted model, not a curated record.
AAACUCAAGGCCAGGGGCCAUAUCCUGCCCGCAGGGAACUUAGAUCUGGCCCACGGGGCCACCCUGGAAACAGCAAAGGAUCAGCCCGCAGUACCUCUGUCAGCGAAACCAGAGCUUGAGAGGGCUAUGUAUGGCCCUCGCAAGCUCAGUUUUCGCUGGCAGAGGGUUGCAGGAGGCCGUCACAGCUGAAGACAGCGCUUGGGAGCCCAUUUUUGCUGGCAGAACUCUCAGGCUGCCACAGGUGCCCGAUACAAGUGAUGUCAAGCUGGCCAUGCCUACCCCAGCCAUACCUACCCCAGCCCCCCCAGGUCAAACACAACCCUGAUGUGGCCCUCAAUGAAAUCAAAUUUGACACCCCUGAUUUAGAGGAUUUAAAAACUUCACUGAAUUUUGAAAAAGAUUUCCAAAGCAGGAAACAACCAAAAGCAAUGUAUGCUAUAAAGGCUCAAACCAAUAAUUAAUGUCUAAGAAUGAUAUAAAGCUUUUAAACUAAGAUAGAGGAUAAUAACCAACCAGUUUGCAGUUCACAGUAGUAACAGAAUAAUUGAUCAUCAGGGUGGACAAAUGCCAAAAGCUUUCAAAUCUUGGUGACAACCGUAUCUUAGGGAUAUAUGCAUUGUGAUCUUUAAAGUUGUCACAUAGUGGUUGGCAGAUGCGGUAUCCAUCAAGUGUCUCAGAGUCGCCUUGAACUGUGAGAUGGGCAGCAAAUAAAUUUGAUAAUAAUAAAAAUGUCAAAUCCAGUCUGAAUAUCUGGCUGACUGUGAUGAACCAAUAAUAAUGAUAAUCUUCAAGAAUUAUACUUCGCUAAUGGGUGAGGUACAUAAUAGAACAGCAUUCUAUAAGAUACUCAAUACUGCAUGCCAGAGAAGACUUUGAAUGUCUUUAUAAGUACCAUGUUCUGUAAUAAAGUGAUAACCAAUGUACCUUCAGGACAGAUACAACGUUAGACUAUUCUCUUCAUUGCAACAUAAAGUCUGAAUUAAGCUUGAUUAGCAUUGACUUCAUGGAUACAUCUGUAUAGUUUUCUUGGAAACAAACAAAAAAUAUUUCCCAGGAUGUUUUUUUCAACUUUCUAGUUUAGUUCAUAGCACUGGAGUUUCCAGAUAGUCUCCCACCAAAGUAUUAACCAGAUUUUCAAGAUAGCCAAGUUUUGCCAGGUCCUCAAAUGAACACGGUUGCAAUUUUUUGCAGUAACUUCAGCUCUCAAGCCAACAUCAGUUUUGGCCAUAUUAUGAUUGUGAUUAUGUUUUCCAUGCAAGAUACCACUUGUACAUACAACGGAGGUGGUUUUAGUAUUUAAUAUUUAGUGUUACAAGGUAACAUACUUGUGUUGUGCUCCAUUAGCAGUCUACGGAGCUGGCAACGGAGUCGGACAGUGAUGAGGCUGAGGUGAGGCCAGGGCCAUCGGGAAGUGAGGUGCGGACUCCAGAGCCUGACAGUAGUGAGGCAGAGGAACAGGAGGAGACUGUUCCUAAUACACACAUGAGAAGAGCUGCCAGAAGGCAAGAGCAGCUCAAGCAGAAAGGACAACUCUGGAGUAGGGCCAAGAGAUGAUUGGCUCCUCCCAUAAGGCUUAAAGCAGACCAACACCGGCGUUUGGACUUUGCCGGAAAACAACACUGUAGCUGCAUCUUCUGCUUCGUCUUCUGCUUCGUCUAUGUCUUUGUUUUUGUGGUUUCUGGACAUUUGCCAGGAAGGGCCUUUGGCAGUUUGCCUAAUUGGACCAAGGUUUGCGAGAUAACUGAGGAAUUUGUUCUGGGGAGGAAUUUGUUUUAAGGAUGCUGGGAAUGAAGUAAUUCCCAGCUGUUCAAAUAAAGUUUUUUUUUUUUUUUCACGGACUAAGUUUAUUACUACCUACUUGGGCCUGGGUCAAAACAACUUGAUCUUUCAGUGGAGAUGCAUUCCUAUCCAAAGGAAACAAUUGUCCUAAUUAUGGGGAAACCAUAAACUAUAAAUUUUACUCUCAUGGGUUGAUUUACUUACUCGCUCCAAGGUCCCUUCCAACUGUUAUUCUACUCAUUGAACCUAAAACCUCUCAAUACCAUAUUUACACACAAUUAAAAAGAAACAAUAAAAAUGCUAAGGAGACAGACCAGAACACAUUCUCUCCAAAAGCCAACACCCUGGUAAGGAGGGAUUAACCUCAAGCAAGCAGAAAACAAUGCUCUAAAUCCAUGACGGCAAACCUAUGGCACAUGUGCCAGAGAUGGCAUGCAGCACCCUCUCUGUGGGCACGCGAGCCAUCAUCACAGUUCAGCUCCGCUGCACAUGUGCGUACACUCCUGCUGGCUAGCUGGUCUUUGGGUCUCUUCCGCGCAUACACUGGGGGCGGGGUGUGUGGGGGGCCACAUGCGCAUGCAUGGGGGGUACAUAUGGGGGGGCUCACACGCAUGCACUGGGGAAGAGGCACGUGGGGGGGCCACAUAAACUGCAUUUUGGGGGUUUGGCCGUGCACAUGCAGAUUUGUGCCUGCAUGUGUGCGCUUGGGCACUCAGUCCAGAAAAGGUUAGCCAUACUGCCCUAAAUGAAGGAACUAUCAAAGAGAACUACCACAUCCCUACCAACACUAAUAGGGCAAGUUACUAUAUAUUCAACAAACCCCACCCUCACUAAUAUGAUGUUAUCUAGUUGGUUAAUGAAACAUCUACAAUCAAACAACCAAAUUCAGAGAGAACCAAGGACUUCUUAGAAGAGCUAAGGCUAUAAAAGGGUGAAAUGUUAAGUAAGGAGGAAUAGAUAUCUCAACUUCCCCCUCCAGCUAUAUUCCACAGUUCUUCCCAAAGUUUGGGUCCAAACUGGUAUCAUAUGUUCAUCUUUCUGCUACAGCACUAACUUAGUAUGUGCCUGCUGUUUGCCAUUCAUCUUUACUGCUAGUCCUUAAUCUACUAUCAUAAAGAAGCCUGCCCAUUAUGGUUAUAAGUUGUGAUGAUUCUAAAGGGGUCACCAUGUCACAGGAUGCAUUUUUAUGAUUUUUUUGCAGUGGUCAUUAAGGAAAUCCAUUAUUUGCUAAAGGCCGUUUUUUGCUGAAAACCAAUAGCAAACACUAGUUUUCACCAAAAACAUUGUAUACUGUGGUCACAUGAGGAUGUUACAAAUAGCCGUAAAUGCAGGCUGAUUGCUGAAUGCCCAGAAUACAGCCAUGUGACAGAUUUACCCUUCUUAGUUGUAGCCCAGAACAAACUUUUGAAUGUCUUAAGUUGACUUUCACUAAGGUUGUGUUGCCCAUUAAGCCAUGGUUUAAUCCCAACUGGCUGCAUCUCCACAAUUCACACACCACAAAUCAUAUUGCUAGAACAAGCCAAACCCAAUGAAAUACAGGGAGUCCUCGACUUAUCAUUUAGUGAUUAUUUGAAAUUACAACAGCACUGAAAAAAGUGACUUAUGAUCACAUUUCACACUUACAACCGUUGUGGCAUCCCAAUAAGUCACAUGUUCAAAAUUCAGACGCUUGGCAACUGGUUCAUGUUUAUGACAGUUACGACAGUUGCAGUGUCCUGAUGUGGUGAUCACCUUCUGCAACCUUCUGACAAGCAAAGUCAGUGGGGAAGCCAGUUUCAUUUAAAUUUUGAAUUUGUUGAAUUUUGUUGAAUUUUACUAACUUAACAACUGCAGUUAUUGUCAAGAAAGGUGGUAAAAAGGGGCAAAAUUCACUUAACUUAGCAACAGAAAUUUUGGGCUCAAUUGUGGACAUAAGUUGAGGAUUGCCAGUAAUAUAGGUUCAUGCAGGGUGAACAAUGUGAUUUAGUUGUAUGUUAAAUAUUGACCUAAUAUGGUCAUUCAUUGAACAGACAGUCCUCAACCCAAGCAAAGUCAAUGGGGAAGCCAGAUUCACUUAACAACUGGGUUACUAACUUAACAACUGCAAUGAUUCACUUACCUACUUUUCUGGCAAGAAAAUUUGUAAAAUGGGGUAAAACUCACUUAAAAGUCUCAUUUAGCAACAUAAAUUUUGGGGUCAACUGUGGUUGUAAGUUGAGGACUACAUGUAUUCAUUGGUUUGAAUGUUCUUUCUUAAAAUCUACUAGCGAAAAACACAAAAGUUCCUUCUGAAUUAAGAAUCUGCUCAAAAUCCUGGAACUAAAAUACUGUAAUACUGAUGACAGUUGGAAUAAAACCAAACUCACCCCAGGAAUGCCUACUUGAUUUUGAAAAUAUUUGCAAGGUGCAACAAAAAAAAGAAGAAGAAGGGGAAGAGCUUGUUAAGGAGAUAGAAAAGAAUGAAAAGUUUCUUCAGCAACAAAUAUUCAGCCUUUCACAAUACACAAUUUGUAAAUUAGAUAAUUUACGUUUUAAAGUGAUUAACUAAUCAAAAGCUUUUACUGAGGUGUCCAUAUUGAGUGAUAUCAAUAAAAUACACGAUUGAUCUAAGCUUUACUUAGGUCCAAGACUUGAUUUUCCUUUUCUGUUCAACUGAAAUAUAACAUAGCAAAUAUAUAGUAAGAAAAAUAUGAAACAUAUAAUUACAAAGUAUAUUUAUAAAUUUAUAUAAUAAAAAUAAAAACCUAUAUAUUUAAACAUAUAUACAAAUGUGGAAUUUUAACCAAUUUUUUCCUUUUGACUUUUUUUGUCCUUCUGUUCAAUUAUAUCCAAUUCUUAGAAACCACCUGAACAAGUCCCCGCAGUUUUCUGGGCCAGAUUUCUUCAGAAGUGUUUGCCAUUGCCUCCUUCCUAGGGCUAAGAGAAGGUGACUGGUCCAAGGUCACCCAGCUAACUUCAUGCCCAAGGCUGGACUAAAAUUUACAGUCUGCCAAUUUAUAGCCUGAUGUCAACCUUUACACCAAACUGGUUCUCCUGACUUAAAUACCAAGGUUAAAAUCAGGAUGUUUCUUGAUUAUUGUUCCUAUGUAUUUUCAAAAAUUGAGUGCCUUGCCUUUAAAAAUAUGUAAAACAUUUUAUGCUACAUUGAAAAGUUAUUCUGAGUCCUUUUAAAACCAAUUUUUUAUUGUGAUACACACCAAAGAAGCUGAAAAUGUGCUUGUUUUGAUUCAAAAUUAAUCUGUUCAUCCUCUAUCCUUCAAAGUGGAAGCUCAUUGCUAAAAUCAUUUCUACAAAUAUCAGAAUACUUUUAGCUACAACCAACAUGGAAGACUGGGCCAUCACUCGCAAAUGGCUGAUGAGCAACACUCAUCAGUUGGAUCAUAUUCAGAGUCUCUUUUCUCUGAGUGAGUCAUACUGGGAAGAAUAUGGUAAAUGCCACCUGAACUAUGCACAUUAGAUAGUGACCCAGAGAACUGCUUAUCUUAAUGAUACAGCCUGGAUUAUCUGAAUGAUGCACACUGGACAUGAUCACUUGAGUGUAUCAGAGUAAAACUUCUAGUUGCUGCACCAUAGCUUCCCAUGUGCUCUUUAUCCAACCUCAAUUAAAUAGGAUUUUGCACAUCCUCCGUAGCCCUCCAUCCUGUCACACUGUUCUGUUUUCAUCUUGUCAAACUGGUAGCUGCUACCAACUCCAUCCACACAUACCAUAUGCUCUGUUACCUAUAGCCCAUGCUAUGUCAUUUACAUGUGGGGAAUUCUCUAAAGAGCAAAUAACACCCUAGAAAGAAGUGUAUGAUUCUUUGAAACUGGCUAUUAAAUAAGCAAUUGCUCUCCCUGGCUUCCAAAAAGAUUCUUUGCCAUGAUAGGUUAUUCAUUCUGUUGUCUACAAAAAAAAUAUCAGGUAAUAUAUAGGUACAUUUUCAAUAGACUCCAUUAUUGAGUAGAUUGAUAGUUUUAUGUAUAAGUGCUAUUGGGUUCUCAAUGCUGAAUUUUCAGAUGCAUUUAAUACAAACAUUGUGGGUUCCUACCUAACAAUUGAGAAUAGUUCUGCAUUUUGCAAAUAAUUUUGACUUUGCUAUUGUAAUCUUAAUGCUAUUCAUACAAGACUGAUGAAGCUGCAUGAUAUUUGUUUUUUGCUCACAAACUUGGCUAUUAGGUUUGUGCUUGUCAAUCAAGGUGCUAAAACCUGUGCUUGACCUUCUGCAAUUGCUUCUAUGGAUUUGUUUUAAUGUUUAAAGAAACAUUUAAAUACUCUUGACCAAACAGACCAGCAGGUAGCAGUUAGUAUGGACUUCUACACCAUCCAUUCUUAUAACCGUGGAGUAAAAGAAAGACAAUCUAGAGUUUUCUGAGAAUUUAAUCAACUUUUUUGAGUUUUAUUCUCUCAGAAUAUAGCCAAUCCAAAUCUGAAUAGGGCAGACUUGAAGCAAAAUACACUUUCCAUUUUGUCCAAAUAAAUUCUCCUUUUUCUUGCCAAGCAAAAACUGAGCCUGUCCUUUAAACUACAUGCUAGCUUUGCCAAAUUAAAAUAUAUGGAGGCUUUAUAUGAGAAGCUCACAUGGAAAACCUGCACUCUUGUGUAGUAAUCACUGAGGUAUCAGCAAUGUAGCUAAUUUUAGUAUUUUUCAACAAAAUAUCAUGAUAUAGAUGACAGGGUAUUACUUCUAUACAGUACCUGUACCUGUACCUAUACUGUACAGUACAAUACUUUACUUUGUCCAUUUUUAAACCACAGUAGCUUAACAAUGGUGAAAAACAUCCAGUUAUCCAACAUGGUAAGGUUGCCAAAUUUUUAAAUGAAAGAGAAUAAAUAAAUGCAUUGAAGGUUCAGUUAAAUGUAGGAUAUAAUAAACUGUAAUAGAAAAAAAAUAUAAAUUUACAGAUUCUAGGUUCCCUCUUGUAAAAUGCUUCAAUUAUGUAUAAUACAGAUAAUCAGAAUGGUCCAUUUUAGCUUCAAUCUGACCAUUCUGCAAUUCUAAGUUAUUUAUUUAUGAAGUAGACUGGCCUUUCUAAAGAUCAAAGAUAACAUACUAUCAAGGAAGGCAACAGAACUGUUGCUAAAUAUUGAAAUAUUUCCAAGAUUAGCAGAUAAUAUUGCCAAUAGUUGGGAAAAAAUAUUUAAUACUAGAUUCACUCUGCUAUGUUUACAGGAUAGUAAUCUGAAAGUACGUGUAUAGUACAUGCACAAUGGUUCAUAGAAAUCAACAGAAAUUAAAUUAAUUAUCGAUUUAUGAUUGCAGGGCCCAAAUCAAAGAAACUGAGACAUUCUGAAACAUAAAUUCAGGACUGAUAUAACGUAAGUUCAACAUUACAAAGAUAAUAGAAUUUUUAACUAUACAAUUAAUAUAAAAUUCAGUGAGCCAUUUUCUAGGUACUUCCUACUAUAUAAGAUUAUAAUUUUUCUGUUCCCUUGUUCAAUUUAGCCUUUACAGUAUCUUUUACAAACUCAUCAUUUAUUACAGAGCCAACUUCCUAUUGGGUCAAGUUUUUUCCUCUCAAAAAUAGAAACUUAAUAACUUUCUCAACUUUGAAAAAAACAUGUUUUGUACUUCAGUCAAAACACAGUCCAAACUUAUACAAGGGUUAACACUCUGAUAAGCAGUCUAUUAAAUGUCCAACUCCAUCCUUAAAAGUUUUUAAAAUCAGUUUUGUUUACCCCUUACACUAACUACUUAGAAAUACAGUAGCCUGGGAAAAACAUAUAUAUUGCAUUUACUAAUAUUUCAUUAUUUUAAUCCUUGGUUUCCUAAAAACCUAUUUUCACCACGGAAAGUUUAAUUCCUUUAGCUUACCUUGAGCAAAAAAGAUCCAGUUCUGUCAAAAUAAUCCAAUAUCAAUUUUAGCUAUGUUAUAUAUUAAUCAUUCCAUGAGAGAUUUCAAAUUUUCAGAAUUAUCUCUCACAUAGUUUUUACUCACACAUUCGACUUCAUUCCAGAAAUAUCACACAUAGCCCUGUUUUUAUUUUAAAAUAAUACUUGAACAAAAACUUCUUGAAAAUUUUAGAAUGAAAUUAUUUCAUUCUAAGGUGCACUUCAGCUUCAAAUGAAAAUUGCUCCACAAAUCAUACCCCCUUCGCCCUGUAUCUCUCUAAAAAACUAUUUUUGAUACAUCACACUUCAUAAAAACGCGCUGUACUUUUCUCCCUUUUUCCUCUUCUUCCUCCUCCACCUUCUUCUUUCUCUCUAUACUACCUCCAAGAUGGUAGGAAAGUUGUUGUUUUGGAGGGCAGAGAAGCCGCUCUCUGGUGUUAUGUCCUCUCAGUGCCUGUAGUGGUGCUGUAGGAGGCUGCUCAGCUCUCUUCUUGAGCAGCCCCAACAGCCCUGCCUUCUUUGCUGGAGAAUAUAUUCAGGGAUUCCCCUUAAUAAUCACCUACCCUCUGAGCACUUUGUAGUUUUAAAAUAAUAAAGAGCUCCUGUUCAAAGCUUUCGUCUCUUCUAAAAGCAGGAAUCUUUCUCCUCAGAGCCAGGGGGGCAGCAACAGCAGCAGCUCCUCAGCACUGAAGCCGCUCCGAGCCCAUUCCCCGGUCCCUCUGCUGGGGAGGAAACUCUGGUCUGUCAGCCCAACAGAGGGAAAGGGGGGAGAGGAGAGAGGAGAGAAAAAAAAGCAGCUGGAAAGACAAUCUAUUUCAUCUUGACUCAUCAUCAUUCCAAGAUAGUGGCAUCUCUGGGGCUCUGGGCGCUAAUGUUAAUAUGGUACAGAAGAUUUAAAAUUAGCUGAUGUUCACAAGAAAAAGAACCACGUGAUGUAUGAAGGCAAACAUAUACACUUUUCUGAAGUAGACAAUAAGCCGUUGUGCUCCUACAGCCCCAAACUGUGUAAGCAGAGGCGGUUAAAUGGCUACGCCUUCUGUAUCAGGCAUGUUCUGGAGGAUAAGACCGCCCCUUUCAAGCAAUGUGAAUAUGUGGCGAAGUACAAUAGCCAACGCUGCACCAACCCCAUCCCUAAAUCUGAGGACCGUAGGUAUUGCAACAGUCACCUACAAGUUCUUGGCUUUUUACCGAAAAAGGAGAGGAAGAAAAAGAACGAUCCAACAGAAGACGUAAAAGUUCGGCACCAGAUGGAUUCAAUAGCCUUCAGCCUGACAGUUCCUCCAUUGGCUUUGAAGAUGCCCAAUGGCCUGGAUGGGAUGUCCCUCUCUCCACCAGGGGCCCGGCUUCCUCUCCACUACUUGGAAGCAGAAUUGGAAGACCCCUUUGCUUUCAAUGAGGAAGAUGAAGAGCUCAAGAAAGGGACAGCUGUGAAGAAAAAGUUGCAGAGCAAAUUAGCCCAAAACCGUCAACGCCAGAAAGAAACUGAGAUUCUGAAAGUUCGCCAAGAGCACUUUAGCCCCGUUCCUGCACCUUUGCAGCAGCAGCCUUUGCAACCACAGCAACAUGCCCAUCUCUCACCUAUACCAACGUCUUUAAAGCCAGCAGUGCUCCCACAGGGCUUAGUCUGCAAGUCACCUCAACCUCAGAAUACCAGCCUACCAAUGCAGGGAGUGGCACCCACCACACACGCUAUAGCACAAGCCAGGCAGUCGGCCAACAAAAGACCUCUGCCUCUCUUGCACCCUACUAAAAUUCAUGCCCCAGACCCACCCAGGGCUGACAGGAUCCUAAUGAAAGCCACAGCCUUCUCCCCAUACUCAUUCUGUAGGAGCCGGUUACAGAGACUGGUGAAACUGUGCACUCAAAAACGUCAGCUGGAUGCUGAUCUCUUUCCACAUUUAGGGUUGGACUGGUCUGAAGACAGUGGAGAAGAACUGGAAGAAUUAGAUCAAACCUCUCCAUACCAAGUUGCAUGGUCUAUCCGGGAAGCCCUCAGAUAUGAAAGGAAUGAGCUUGAUGAUGAUUAUGCCAGUGGCAGGAGAACCCGCAUUUCCCAACUUUGCACUUACUUUCAGCAGAAAUACAAGCACCUCUGCCGCCUGGAGCGGGCAGAAUCUCAACAAAGGAAAUGCCAACAUACAUUCCGGAAAGCAUUGUUGCGGGCAGCAAACAGAGAACCGGAAUAUGCUGGGCAGCUGAUUCGAGAACUCCGUAGAGCUUCAUGUCCUCGGACCAGCUCAAACCAAGUGAAGCAGAGGGAAGCAUCACCAUGCGGUGGAACCACAAAGGGUGAACCAUGCACUAACAAGGCUCUUCCAUUCACUAAACAUUGUUUUCAACAUAUCCUCUUGAAUCGAUCGCAGCAACUUUUUUCAAGUUGUACAGCUAAGUUUGCUGAUGGACAGCAAUGCUCUGUGCCAGUUUUUGACAUUACACAUCAGACCCCCUUAUGUGAAGAACAUGCCAAAAAAAUGGAUAACUUCUUGAGAGGAGACAGCUGUCGUAAAGUUCAACACCAGCAGCAGAAGAAACCCAGGAAAAAAACAAAGCCCCCGGCGCUUACCAAAAAACACAAGAAAAAGAGAAGACGAGGGCCACGGCGCCCCCAAAAGCCAAUUCCUCCUGCUGUACCCCAAGGAAAUCUUAUUAUGCCCACCAGCAUCUCACUGCCAAUGGAGAUAGCUCAUAUACGGAGUCCCUCCACACCUGAGCUGAGUACAGAUGAGCUGCCAGAUGAUAUUGCCAAUGAAAUCACAGACAUUCCACAUGACCUGGAAUUGAAUCAGGAGGACUUCUCUGACGUCCUGCCACGACUGCCUGAUGACUUGCAAGAUUUUGAUUUCUUUGAAGGUAAAAACGGAGACCUCCUCCCUACCACUGAAGAGGCAGAGGAACUGGAACGGGCCUUGCAGGCUGUAACUUCUCUUGAGUGCCUGAGUACUAUUGGUGUGCUCACUCAGACAGAUGGUGUACCAGUUCAGGAACUAUCGGACAGAGGAAUAGGGGUGUUUUCCCCAGGUGCUGAAACUUCAGGAAUUCAAUCUUUGAGCCGAGAAGUCAAUGCAGAUCUAGGUGAGCUGCUGAAUGGGCGCAUAGUACAUGAUGACAAUUUCUCUAGCCUGGAUCUUGAUGAGAACUUGCUCCGUUCUGCUACCUUAUCCAACCCAUCUACGCCCCUGGCAGGGCAGAUUCAGGGGCAAUUCUCUGCCCCAGCCAACGUUGGCCUUACUUCGGCUACUCUGAUAAGCCAGAGUGCGCUUGGGGAGAGAGCCUUCCCGGGACAGUUUCAAGGACUUCACGAUGGCAGCCAUGCCUCCCAGAGGCCACACCCUGCCCAGCUGCUAAGCAAGGCAGAUGACCUAAUCACCUCACGACAGCAAUACAGCAGUGACCAUUCACACUCCUCACCCCAUGGAAGCCAUUAUGACAGUGAGCAUGUGCCAUCACCUUACAGUGACCAUAUAAGGUCCCCCAGUUCCACCUCUUAUUCUAGCGAUAAUUUGGCAGCUACUUUCUCUACUGAGAUGCCCAUCAUAGCACAGCAUCUGCUCCCAUCGCAACUGGAGGUGCCACUUAGUGGGGUGGUGAAUCCCAGAACUCACUGGGGGAGUCUCCCUGUAAACCUUGGUGACCCUUCUCCAUUUAGUAACCUGCUUGGUGCAGAUGGACACCUCCUUUCCACUUCCCUGUCUACACCGCCUACUACAUCGCACUCAGAGACCACCCAGCCUGCCUUCGCCACUGUGACCCCCAACAGCUCCAGCGUGCUUCCGGGGUUACCACAGACCAGUUUCAGUGGCAUGGGUGCUGCAUCUUCUGAACUCAUGGCCUCCACUUCUCCUAAGCAGCAGCUCCCACAAUUCAGUGCAGCCUUUGGCCACCAACUAAGCUCCCACAGUGGCAUUCCCAAGGACCUGCAACCCAGCCACAGUUCCAUAGCUCCUCCAACUGGCUUUGCAGUAACAGGUGCCACAGCUACAAGUACCAAUAAUGCAUCAGAUCCCUUCACCACCUCCAGCUGAGUUUGUCUGCCUGUGAAUGACAGGCAGCUUGGGUACCUUAUGUAACCAUCAUUGCAUCCGCCACCUCCUUUUCUCUUCCUGGUUUUUGUCACCCCCUUCUUUUUAAAGACUUUUUUUUUAAUUUAAAACAAAAAGAGGGGCAAAUGUCCUGAUUCAGUACAGACCAGGGUUUUCCUGUUAAGCUCUGCUCUAAUUAUCCUAUGUGCUGUUUAUGUAUUGGUGCUCAUUUAUUUCUGGCAGGUUGCUGUACUUAUCCAGUUAAUACUCAGUUAGGGAAUACAGCACAGAUACUGGAUGUAAUUGAUUUUAGUCAAAGAAAGGUGAAGAUGUAUGUAAUUGACCUUAGAAUCAGAAAUGAGAAGAUACCUCAAAUAAAAUAAAUGCAAGUUCCUAAGGUUCAGAUUGGAAUUUCAGUCCUAUUGGCAUCUGGGGAAGAAAAGGAAGUUGCUUUAUUUUUGAAGGUGUGGGUGGAUUGAAAGUCAGCCUUUUUAAUUUGAUAAAUGGGCACUAAAGAAUUAAGCCAAGACCAUAAUCCAGUUGUUAAUUCUGUCAUCUUAACAAGUGGGCUCUUGACCUCUUCUGUGAGUUUAGAGGUGUGUUUGUGUGUGUAAGUAUAUAGAUGGAUAAAUGGCAAUUCUUUUCUUUCUUGUCUUGAAGAAGCUCCUCAAACUAGUGACUGUUCCUACUAUACAUAUAUAUACAUACAUACAUGUAUGUGUGUGUAUGUAUGUGUGUGUGUGUGUGUGUGUGUGUAUAUAUAUAUAUAUAUAUAUAUAUAUAUAUAUAUAUAUAUGUAUAUAUAUAUAUAUAUAUUCAUUCAUUCAUUCAUUCAUUCAAGUCUAUUAAAUAAGAAAAUUGAGUAAGUCAGAUUGUACUUUUCUAGUAUUACAUCAUCAUAAUUUUCCCCAAUCUUCUCAUAAUCCAACUCAAGUAUUCAGGAUCUGUUUUGCUCUGUUUUGUUUUGCUCUGUUCUGUUGUGUUUUGUUUUGUUUCCGUCAAAUCUAUAUAUGUUAGAACUGGUGGAAUUAUUUUGCAUAGUAAUUGCCACCUACAGAUAUUUAAGUCCCCUUAAAAAAUUUCUACAGCAGUAGAGAACCUUCAGUGUACUUCAUAAUAUUUUAGAAACAAGUAUGUAUAUUUUGGGAAAUCAGGCAUGGGAAAGAACCAACAUGAAGUUUUUUUUUAAAAAAAAAUUACACAAGGCAUUCUUUUGCUUUUUAUCAUUGCUUUCCACUAAUGUUGGAUUGUUUUUAAGGUCAGGUAUUCUGUUUGUGUCUUUCAUGCUCUUAAUGCUGAAGACAUGCAACUAUCCAACUGUAAGGAGUUUGUCAGCAUAAGGCUGCCUUCUCCAUGAAACGCUAUUUAUCAAUCACAUUCAUCAUUAUACCUACUUCUACCCACCCCCAUCCACACUUUGUAUUUGUGAUUUUGGUUCUUCAAAAAAAUAAAAUUAGAUUAUGCAUUUUACUUGUCAUGAAGUCAGAUUCUUUUCAGUGGAAAUAAUCCUUUCUAUCUGGAGUUUCCUCCCGCCUUCAUUGGGGGGACAUGGAAACAUGGCAUGCCAUUCUUAAGAACAGCCUUUAUUAUAUGUUCUGGCUGAAGGUUUAAACUGUACAUAAUUGCAUCUAAUUUUAUAAUAUAUUUUAAAAAAAUUGAAGAGAAAGCACACUUUAGUAUGUUGUUUUUAUUGGUUUUAGAUUAGGAACAGAAGCUCUGAUUUUUCUUUGAGAGUGAAUCAGCUAUUUCCUACAACAGAUUUGGAAUCCACUUUCACUGGUGCUCAUGUGUGAAAUCUGACACAGGUCCUUUUGCUCUCAAAGAGUCUCCAGGAAUUGCCUGUUGAUAAUUAGAAUUAUUGCCUUCUUGGAAAGAAAAAAAAAAAGCUGUGCUGCUUAUUAUUCUGAAAAGAUCAGGGAGUUAGGAGUUUGCCCUUGAAAAAAAAAAUAGGUAGCUGAAAACACAUUUGUGCUUUGAACUUUGUGAACUCUUCCCGCUUUCCCUGCAUUGAAAUUGACUUGUAUAAUAAACAUCUAAGUGUGAUAAAAAUAUAUUUGUAAUGUAAAUCUUUUAAGUCCUGUGAAGGAGCUGAAGCAAACCCCCUUACCUCUUCCUUAGUGCAUAGUGCAUUGGGACAUGAGGAACAGUUGUUGCAAUGCAAUCUCUCCCCUCCAGGCCUUCCCUUUUUGCUGAACAAAGUUUAAUUCCCUUUCUCCCCUACUUUUCACAAAAUCCGAAGAACUGAAAUUAUUUCCUCUUAUUUGGGGGUAUGAUAAAAUGCUGAUCAAUGCCGGUUGGUUGCCUUCUUCCCCAUAUCUGAAAAUGUAGCAGGAUUGCCAGGAUCCAAUGAAGUGGGUAUCCAGCACACCUUUCCUCCCACAUCUUCCUCUGAAAAGCUGCUUUUAAAAGUCAUGGGUGAGCAGCAUGCAAGACCAUAAUGUGGUCAAUGGAAAUUGGCCUGUUGAAGUCUUUCCUUAUCAUCCUCACUGCCUUUAAUAAACAAAGGUAACUAACACUGUUCUGGGAUCUGGGUUAUAUUCUGAAUAUAACCAAGGGGCUGUGCUGGGUCAAUUGUAUUACCUAUUGUGAUAGAAAUGAAUGAUCCCACCCUUCCUCACACACACAAGGUUUGUGUUUCUAUUCUUUCCUAGUUUAUGGGCAAGGAUGAAUCCAGUCCGUUUUGUUUCCAUUUUUGAAUAUCCACUUCUUCCGCAACAAAGGUUAUUUGUUGAUGGUGAACUUGGCCUGCUUCCUUUAACAAGAGUUAAAAUAAAUAAAUAAAAGUACAAUAGACCCAAAGGGGAAGAGGAAGUUUCCGAAGGUGUUUUGGGAACCGAUGCAAGUGGGAGGUGGGAACAAGGGAGGAGGCUUAUCUCCCCCAUCUCACCGCACCCCAUCUCACCCCACCCAUGAUCAGCCAUGGUCUAAUGGGAAGAUUAAACCCAAUAAGGGGAGAAUUCUGGAUAUUUGGGCAGGUUAUAAGCAAGGCUGUCUUAGUGUAAAUUAAAAACAGAAAUUCAAACUAGGGUUUCUGAUUCCUUAAGAAAUUAUCAUUGUUGAUAAGAAAUGGAUUCAGCAACAGCUCUUGUUUCUCCUUAUCACUGUUUGUUAUUCUUAACCCUCGCUCUUGUUUAUUGCCUUUUGAAACUCCCCUCCAGCCAAAAAAACCCUACAGUUCAGAACAAUCAAAGUCUUCAAAUGAAUUUCAACCAAAUAUAAAUUUUUCAUGUUGCACUGUAGAUUGCAGUUUCCAACUGAAACUUCUUGGGAAGUUUCAUUCACAGGUUUUGUUUUAUUUUGUACAUUUCAUGUUUUCGUGAAUUUCUUUUGUUUUUCUGUUAAGGGGCCUGAACUAGCAUCCAGUUAUAUGAUAUGUGUCAUAAUCAAAAUAUAUUUCAUGUGUGGUGAAGGCAGAUAAUAUGACAGAGUAAUAUUCUUUAAACGGCAUUUCCCUGAAAAGUAGAAAUGGCCCUUGAAGAGGAGGGACCAAUUUUGCAUUUUUUUGGCAUGUUAAGAAAAUAGCUUGAAAAUAAUGCUUUCUCUGAAUUGUGAUGCUCAUGAGAAAAUUCCAAAAUGUUUUUCUCCUUAACAAUCAGUUCUUAUUUGAUAAAAAAAUCGUACAGUUUUUGUACAUUGAUGUUGGAAAAAGCUAAAACAAGGCUUGUGACUGAAAAACAACUUAAUUUAUUUUUGUGGCAAAUUGAUCUGUAUAAAUGGUGCCUUUCUUCCCUUAUUUCUUCCCUUCUUUCUUCCCGUUGCUGUUCUGGUUGUGUGCCACUUAGCUUUCAAGUUGUCUCCAAGUGAUAGGAUUUCUAGAAAAGCAAAGGAAAGUAUUGUAGCCUCUGGAGCAUUGCCACUGGAGGGCAGCAGGUGGAAAGAUUUUUUUUCCCACUGUAGGGAAUCUGAGAUUUAUGGACCCCAUAUGUAGUAUCCAGUUUGACCUGAAAUGUGUGUGUGAGAGAGAAAAACACUCAGGGCUAAAAAUAAAAAAAAAGAAUGAAAAAAAGCAAUUCUGUUAUACUCGUAACUCAUUAAAUGUGCAAGCCUAUAUGUAUAUACACCUUUUCACACUCUAAACAUAUGAACUGGAUUCAUAUGUUGAGCUUGAACAACUAAUGUGUGUCUUUACCUUCUAGGAACGGUGUCCAUUAUUAAAUGUAUAGGAUGGUAAUAUUCCCAAAUCUGUCUUGCCAGAAAAGUGCACAACUGCUUUGUGCCAUAGACUGGGCUGAGUUAUCUUGAAACAACCCUUGAUUUGCAAAAAGAAAGAAACCAGGGAAUGGAUCUAGCUUGAAGAAGUGGACAAUUAGGUUGUGUAUGGAAAUAUCUGUUUCUCUUGAGAGAAUGGAGUUGAUUGUGGACCAGUUUCUUUGAAUGGUGAUGCUGAUUACUAACCAGUUUGGGGCAUGUCUCAGGGACUCCAUACAGAAAUAAGAGCAGGUAAAGUAUUUUUAAGCAAGUAAAUUUUGCAGAAAUACAGAAUAUCAUCCAAGUAUGAGCACUAGAAGGAAAAAGCCAUGUUUAUUUUUGCAGCUCAUAAAGAGAGGUGUGUGUUUCUCUGUGUGUUAGCGUGUAUGUGUGCGCGUGUGCGCAUGUGCAUCAUUCUCUUGAAAUGGUGCUGAAGUCCAACAUACACAAUCUUUUCCUCUGCCAUGCUCAGUUUAAGCUUUUCCUCUUUGUCAUACCAAGGGGAUUCAGAAUAUCUAGGGCAGGUUUUGGGGUGUUUUUUUUUAAAAAGUAAAAGGUAUAUUAAUUUAUGCUUUAACAUCACCUCAUAAAUUAUUUAUACUAAAAGUUAUUGACUGUAAUGAAUUAUGCUACAAAGGUGUUUUAGCUAUAAAAGUAUAUGCAUUAAAAAACUACAUCCCCAUCCCCUCAAAUGAAACAUCUUUUUACACUGGAUGUUUGCUGUGACAAGGUGUACAAUUAUUCUGUGCUAUCUUACAGGUAUAAAUAUAGAAAUAAAAAUAUAAAACAUAAAGUGAAAGUGUUAUCUUGUAUUGCCAAACAUUCUUCUUCUUGUCCCUUUGGCACUCUGAUUUUUUCUGCAAUAAUCUCUGUAACUCUGAUGAUGAGUUGUUUUAGUUACAGUGGGGGGGAAAAAUCAGACGUUUUGCAUCUUAAAACUGUGAAAUGCAUUCCAGUUUGCUCUGCAGGUUGGAUGUUCAAAUGGAAACACAUCAGUUCUAGAACCCACAGUGUCUUGCCUGAGAAUGUCUUUCUUUUUAUCUUCAUCACAAAGGAAUUCCCACUGUGUCUUAUAAAUAGAACCCAUAUAUCUUGUGUGCAUUUAUGAUACAACAUACACAGAACACACACAACCAUAUGUAUAAAUACCCAUUGAGGGAAUUGUACAUAUGAUAUAUGAAUGUUUCUAUAGUAUGGGAGUCACCAAUUUUAUGUUGUUUCUAGAAAAAAAUGGUCACUAAUGAUAGAGGGUAUUGUGGAAAUACGAUUGCUAGAUUGAAGUUCAUUUUAUGCUCUCCAUUACGCAAAUAAGCAUAUGGGAUUUUGGCUUGUUUCAAGGCUAACUCUACUAUCAUGUUUUCUCGUUUAUUUUCUGUUUUCAGAAUCCAAUUGUACUGAGCCCUGUUAAAAUGACAGAAAAUGCUGUAUUUCCAAGAUAGCUUUUUAAUAUAAAUAAAUAGAUAGUACAUUAAUGGGAUGCUGAUUAAGGAGAGUUUAAGGUAUUCUACAUUUGAUAGGAACACUGAAUGUGGGAAUCAGCUUUGCAAAAUUUAGAAGAGUUUUAAUAUUUUCUGUCUCUGAUUUUGGAACAAUAUACUUAGUUUGUUACUUUACAUGUGCAAUGUGGCUUCUUAUUUUCAUAUUUGCUUUUCACAUCAAUAUACUGUACUUGUGAAAGGGGAUUGGGUGCUUGAAAAUCUUGUUUGGUGGCUUUUAUAUAGAAAUAAUACAGCUUUUUACUCCCAAAGAUGGCCACUCUGGUAAUUAUUUUAGCUACUGUUCACUUUGUAUUUUGAAAGGAAUGGCACGGUUCUCACUUGGCUCAGUGCAAUUUUAAUUCUGACUCUCCUUUCUUUAGCAUAUUACCUACCUCCCCCCUUCAUUUUGACUAAGCACCAAUACUGACCACAACUACAGCUUAUCUAGAUUUUCCUCCUCAAUAAAAUCUGAACUUAUUUUAAGCCUCAUUUCAGGUUCUGAUUUAAGGACACUUUUCAUUAGCCUUAUUAACCACAGGUAGCAGCUGAGUUAGAGCAUCAAGUGAAAUUAUAGCAUUGCACAAACCCCUUCCCGAGAAGGACAGCUGUGAGGAAAGAAGAAUAGACAUUUCAGUCUGCAACGCCUCAGAAAACAUUAAAAAUCAUAUUUACAAAAUUUAUUGUUGGCAAUUUGCUUUUACCAAAUGUCUAAGGUUUUCACUUCUCAAGAAUCAGGGUAGUAACAGAAAGUGAGGGGAGAUGGAACAGAGCAGAAAAAUUCUGAAAGAAGCUAAGCAUUCCUUUGUGCUAUUAAAAGUUCAAGAGUGGGUCAAGCCAAAUCACUCUCUCCACCAUAACCUCUUGCCUGCAGGACCUACUAGUGACAAACUCCUUUGGUCCCCAACCUCCAUUUGGAGAUUGAAAACCUCACAACCACAAUCGAUUACUUCUUUGGGGACUUCCUCUAAUUGGGAUGGCAGUACAAAGGAAUUUGGAGUGGGUUUCUUGCUCUGCCAUGUGGGAAAGUUGUUAGGAGAAGCAGUGCAUUUUCAAGUUUUGCUUAUUUUGGUUAGCAGGGUAUCUGCACCAGUCUUUCAGAGUAGAUAAGAGACCAAUCCCAAAUAUUUUUGUUUUGUUUCCUUUCUCAUGUGGAUGAUAUAUGAACGGCAAUACCCAAAUUCAAAGGAGCUCUGCCUUCAGUGCUGUGUGUCGUGUUGUGUUGCUAUAAAAACCACGGCAUUUACAUUAAACCUUUCCAUCCUAAUUUAUUUUGUUGCACAUAUCUCUAGCAUACUGUUUUUGAAGAAAGUUUGCAUUUCAAAAUAGAUUUUAUAAAUCAACUUUUAUAUUAUACACACAGAGGGAAUUGGCUGAUUUUCCUCACUGGUUUUUUUUCCCCAAGUAUGUUUUAGGGAAAUCAUUCUUUGUACAUAUGCAUGCAAUGUAAAGGGGGAAUUGUGGGUUGCUAAUAGUCUUUGCUUCCUAUUAGUAAUGAAAAUGGGAAGUACCAGAGUAAAUUUAUUUAUGGAAAAGAAUAGACUUAUGUGUAUAUGUGUACAGAGAGAGAUAUAUCAGACGUGGCAGCACUUUGCUGAAUGUGGAAUUGCCCUUUGUACAACACGUAACAUUAAUGUGAGAUUUUUCCAUCUAAAAAUAUGUGCUUAUUUGUAUCCAUAUGCUAAGUAUACAUCUAGGGCAGACAUACAGAAUAUAUUGAGUACAUGUUUGGGGGAAAAAAUACGUGUGAGAAGGUAAAAUUGUCAUUACAUCUGAGAGGUUUCGAUGAUUUAGCUUACUAUUUGUUAUAUUCUUUUGUUAAUAUAGAUUCCUCUAGCCACGUGUUGGCUUUUGUUUCUGGUAAAAAAAGUCAUCUACAGUAUGAUUUUGACCCAUUUUCUCUCACUUGAGGACUUUUAACUACGGUAAUUUUCUUUUAUUAAUUUAUCAGAAUGGACCUCUCUUUUGUUACUUAAUAAUUUGCCAGUUUGUUCAAACCUUUCUUGGCUGGAGCAGAGCUCCUACAGUCAGAGCUAACCAUUCCUUGAUGCUCACCCCUAACUUCUUUAAACAGAUUAUUUGGUGGACAGUUACUUUCUGUGAAUUCCUUUCUUGUUUAUUAUACCAAAACAUAAACUCUUGAUUUGUUUUUUGUCAUGUUCAUUUCCACAUGUAACAAACAAACCCUAGAUCUUUGUUUUAUCUUUACAUUCCUAGUUCUUAAAAUUCCCAAUCUUCUGCUUCUCAGAAAAUCUGAAAAGUUGAUGCUUCAUGGAGUUUAAUUGCUAUUAAAAAUGUUUUGAAAAAGAUAAAUUUUUCAUAGUAGAAUGGAUCUGUACGUAGCCAAAGGUUUGCUUAAAUGACCCAAAGGCAAGCCUGCACUAGGUUGACUUCAGUGCACACAAUCAGCUACAUAAUGAGGGUCUCAUCUGAUUGCUGAAAUAGGUUAAUUUUCCAUAGAUAGGGGAGGAGAUGUGAGGAAUGAAAACUUUUAGAGCAUUGCUAGUUAUCUUGCUAUAUGAUGAAAUAUUUGGUGUCUGUUCUCUCAUAAUCCCUAUUCUUUCAGAUCUGAGAUAAUUUUGAGCCUAGGAAUCUUAGCAGAAUUAGAUACUUCAGUAAUAUAGAAGCUCCGUUGAAAUUUAAGCUCAGUAUGUCGUUUGGUCUUCAGAAUCCAAAAUGUCCCCAUUUUAACAAUAAUAAUAAAUGAUGAAAUCAGUUUGUUUCCCUGACAGGAAAGUAUAAUAUCCUCAAUAUCCAUGAACAAUUCAAGAAUUGGUAUUUGUAGGGCUAAAUAUUUCUGUAUAUGGUUGCGUAUGUACAUAACACACUAUUUCAGGGCAUAAGUAAAUAGAUAUAGAUAUGUAUGCAAUAUAUAUAUUAUAUAUAUUUUCUCAUUCCACUCUGCAUUCAUGAAUGUGAAAUAGAGUGUAGACCAUUAUAUGAAUUUUGAUUCAGUUUUGACAUUUAGCAAACUGCUGUUCCCUUUGGUGUACUUAAGCUGCACUUUGCAGUUAUAUGUCAUAAAUGAAAGAAAAAUAUUUAUAAUACUCAAAAGCCAUUUGAAAUUGUCUUUUAGCAAAAAGAGAUCCGUUUAUUAAAUGGUACCCUAUGUCAGAUAGGGAAGGUGCCUCUUCCUAAGUGUGGGAUCCUGAUGAUUGUAAUGUACUGCCUUUUUCUUUUAAUCUUAUUUUUAAAUUAAAAUUGUAAAGGUUUGCAUUUUCUCUAAACCACUUCCCUACAAUCACCAUGCUUCCAUCACUGUGCAUUUGAUACCACUGGUGUCAUGGAGGAGGAGGUACAUAUUUUGAUGCCUCUGCAGGAAAAAAACAAUAUUGCCUCAUUGUUCUAUCAUAAUGAACCAUCUUUUUAUUCAUUGAGAAGUUCUUCACUGGGAAUGACUGUUUUCAAAAUAAUUUCUCAAACUUUUGUUACUUAUUGGGGAAGGCGGGGGCUGGGAAAAGACUUUUUAAUACAUAUCAUUUAUGUAACUCUUCGUUGGUGUCUGAACUGAAUUACUGCAUUCAGAUACAGAAUGUGGAGAGGUGGGGAUUUAAGAAUCUGAGUUUAAAAUAUGUGUAGGUUGAGCAAAUCCAAAUAUUAGACAAAUUUGGAAAAGAGGAGACCUUCAAAUAGAUUGAAUGCCAGUCAAAAACAGUCAUAAUGUACAUCAGGGGUGGGCUGCAUUUACCUUUGCUAUCGGUUCACUCGCGUGCGCGCCACUUCUGUGCAUGUGCAGAGCAUAUUUGACGAUAUCCGGGUGGGUAGGCGGAGUCUCCCGCCGCCGCUGCUACCGGUUUGCCUGAACCGGUAGCAACCCACCACUGAUGUACAUUCUGUUUCAAGCCUAAGUGGGUUUUUUGUGUCCUUAAAGGCAAAAUAGAUCUGCUUCAUAACACAGAAUUUGUGAGAAUUAUUUGUAAAACACGGAAGAGGCUGCAGUGAGAAAGCCAAGCUUAACCAGGCAUUGGGGAAAGUACAGCUUAUUCAUGUUAAUUUGUGACCUUCUGAGUGAUUGCACAGUGGCAAGGAUUCAGAGUUUCAUUCAGAUGUUGUUCCCAUCUCAGCACUCUGGUUGCAUUUUUCUUUCAAGUACAUUGUCUUAAAAACAAAGGAAAUCUUUUUUUAACAAUUAAAGCUUAGAAUCUUAAAGGGGAUGUGAGCAAAGCUGAUAUAGACAAGAAAGCCACUAUGACAUCCAAUCUCAUGAUAAACAUGGGUAGGGACAAUCAAGAACAUUUAAUUGU